CGUCUGCUCUCGCCACCGUUACGAUUCGAAGUUUUCCCUCUCCUUUUUUUUCUUUUUGUCUAUUGAGGGAUAAUUAAUUUUUAUUAAUUUGAAAUGGGAAAACUUCCAGUGAUUUUAGGUAUUUAGAACAGGCGAGCUAUCUUGUAGUUUUUUUUUUUAAUCUUUAUUUCUUUUGUAGCAAUACAAAGCCUGAUACAAUGGAUGUAUGAAAAUGGCAUUGCAAGAAGUUGAUACAUUUUUAAAAGACGUAACAGUUAAAUAAAAUUUAUAUUAAUUAUUUUUAAGUUUAACCAUUUUUGUGAAUCUGGCAUGUGCAAUUUUAUCGUAUUCUACGAGAUUCUUACGGAAAAUUCUUAGGACUUAAUUUAUUCAAAAGGGAAGUUAAAAGUUCUUGAAACUUCAGUGGUGAUCUAGUUUUCUGAAAUUACGAUCUGACAAAGCCGUCCACCAGGACAGAAUGCAGGUGUUCCUCGUGCUUCGCGGGACUUCAAAGCCAGGCAGGCAUAUACUAAUGGAGAACGGGACAUAGCGGGGCGCUGGGCAUUACGUCUAUUUAUGCAACUUGCUCACGCUUCGUCCUUCACUUCAUGCCACCCCUCCCCACCCCCGCCACCAAUCGUCUCUUUGUGGCUUUCAACGUGGCAAGAAUCCCCCCCCCCUCCCCCCGUCAAGAAGACGCACCACUGCUGCCCACCAAGCUCACACUGAUUGACGUCGAUAUUAACGCAAUUUCUGGCAAGUUCUGGCGCGAAAAUUUGUCUUGAGUGCCUGACGAGAAGCUGCUGGAAUGUUGUGGGCAAGAUGAACGGAUCUCAAAGUACGCAAUCAUCAUGGCUGACGGGUUAAGCCUCGUUCUGAUAAUGCUCACUUCAUGCACAGUCAUGGUGGUCGUGGCAGAUCCGAACGAGUACAGGCUGGUUCGAGACUUAAUGAAAGGGUACGACAAAAGAAUACGUCCCUCACUGAACCACUCUGACUCACUCAAUGUGACAUUUGGCUUCGCCCUUGUACAGAUUAUUGAUGUGGAUGAAAAGAACCAGAUCUUAACAACCAAUGCUUGGCUGAAUCAGAUCUGGACUGACUAUAACCUCCGCUGGGAUCCGGCUAAAUAUGGCGGCAUCAAAGUGUUACGUCUUCCAGUGGAUGAAGUCUGGAAGCCAGAUAUUUUACUUCAUAAUAACGCUGACGUGUCUGCCUUCGUUUCGUCCAUCUCUUCCAACCUGAUCGUGGCCGCUGAUGGCAACGUGACCUGGUUCUCUAUGGUCAUCUUUAAAAGCUCCUGCUCCAUCAACGUCCGCUACUUCCCGUUCGACGCACAGAACUGUUCCAUGCAGUUCGCCUCCUGGUCAUACGACGGCUUCCUGGUGAACCUCCUUAUGAAUUCCAACGAAGGUGAUAUGAGCAACUACAUCCCCAACAGCGAAUGGGAGAUGAUACGCUUCUCCGCCGAGAGGACGGUUCGAUCGUUUUCAUGUUGUGACGAGCCCUACCCAGAUAUAACCUUCUAUAUUGUGAUCAAACGGCGUCCUUUAUUUUACAUCUUUAACAUGAUAUUACCCUGUAUACUUAUUACACUGGUGGCCCUACUCGGCUUCUACAUCCCUUCCGACUCUGGCGAGAAGGUGACCAUGGGGAUCACAACGUUGUUGUCAAUGACAGUCUUCAUGAUGUUAGUGACAGAGAACAUGCCGCCCACCUCCGAUGUGCUGCCUCUGAUAGGUAUUUACUACGGGAUGACAAUCUUCAUUGUCUCCUUCGCUACAGCCAUGACGGUGCUAACCCUCAACAUCCACCACAAGGGCAACUCAGGGAGGCCGGUGCCUGGAGUCAUCAAGAAGAUUUGGUUCGAGCUCCUGGCCAAAAUGUUCUGCAUGAGGGUGGACAGUUGGGACGAGCAGCCCAAUAACGUGUUCACGCCGGAUUGCAAUGGUGCGCCCGCUGGAUCGUCCUCCCGUUAUAUCCGUUUCAAAGUGGCAAACCCACGUGACAUUGAGCAGCUCAAUUUGGAAAUGAAACAAGUUCACGAGGGGACGAAUGUCAGCCGCGUCGACCUGCCUCCUCUCGACUCGGACACUUAUCAAGGAAACGGGACCAUCCCGCGGACUGGGUUUCGACGUUCCAACGGCAUGACGUCGGCCUCGGAGCAGGUCAGCGCGGAAAACGCACAGUUCGAGGCUUACUUUUCGCGUGUCCUUCAACGAGUCUACCAGACGUUAGAACAGAAUGACAUUCGUCUGGCGGAGCAAGACCAGAAGGAGAACUUCAAGCUUGAGUGGCAGCAAGUGGCCCAAAUCACAGAUCGCCUGCUACUCAUCUGCUUUGUUUGUGUGACCUUGACAAUCACCGGGGUUGUGCUUUUAGCGUCACCUGCUUCUGUCAAUGUUUAAAAAAAAAUGCUUCAUUUCGUAAUUCUCUGCAACUUCCGGUUGGCUGGUCCACAUUUCCGGUUUCAAUUCUUUUGGGAUACAUAUCUGCACCAAAUGUUGACUCGUUGUGCUAGCUCUCGUAGAAACGUAUUAGUGAUAGUUGUAUGCAUUUGAAAACAAAGUGAUAUAUACAGUUUUGAAAUUUUAUAUAUUUUGAGGAAUACUUUUUCUAUCGAAAUCUCAUUGGCUAUUCUGAUAUUCUAGUGGGAAUGUUAUUAACACCAAGUCUGUCUCAGACUGUCUCGAUAUAAGGUGAGGAUAAUAUUCACGUGGUUCUGACUGUACAGGAUACUGAGUUAUGUACUUCCACUGGAUAAAGUGCGGAUUAACAUUCAAGACAUCAACGUGAUAGCACAGUUUAUACCGGACGAUAGCAUAUGUCCACCAAUACAUAGUUUGGAUGUUUCAAUCAAUCUGUGGAUUGGAUGAUGUUUCAAUCAAUCUGUGGAUUGGAUGAUGUUUCAAUCAAUCUGUGGAUUGGAUGUUUUCUCAGUUAUUCGGCUUUGAUAUUUCCCCCAAUAUGUGAACUGGAUAUGUCCGAAAUACAUGUAUAUGGAUUGGAUGUUUCCAUCAAUAGACGUGUUGGAUUCAUCUUCUAAUAUAUGGAUUGCAUGUUUCCACCAAUCCACGGAUUUUACAAAACUAAAAGACGUCUUGAUCUGACCAUGAAUACAGUGUGUUAAAUCGAAUAUUUUAUGCAGAUGUGCAGAGUAGAGUUGACAUCAUGUACAUUCAAGAAAGGUGAUGGAAUUGUAUUGAUGUAUGUUUUACUUAUUUAUUCUUCGCACGGCAAUGAAAUACACAGACUCCUGGAAAGGAUCCCAAAGACAUUUUGGAGCAAGUUCCGGCUAACGCAAUAUCUCUUACAUUGAACUAGUUACAUUUAAAUUAUUUUUUUCUGUAUAUUUUCAUAUUAAAUAAGAAAUUAUGUGUACAUUUCAUAGUAGAGACAUGCAACAAUGUGUACAUGUUUUGAGGUCUCAUUCUUUUCUUUCGUGUAUAAAGUACAAAGCAUCUAUUAAUAAUUUGUUAUUUUUCCAAUGUUACAAGCAAUAUGUUGAAGUCAUAAAUGCAAGAAUAACAAAAUAUAAUUAGAAUAACAUUUGAAUAAAGAACACAAUAGGAGGAAUGGUGUUUUUCAUAAGCUGAAAAAUAGCAUUUAAUUAUGGAUAGGCCUAUAUAGUAAUUUUUACAUUCUAAUGUUAUGUUAAGAUAUAUUAUUGUAAGGGUUAGGUUUAAAAAUGUAAAAAUAUUAAUAGUUAAAUAAUGAUUCUAGGAACCUAUGAUACAGGAAUUUCUUUUAGGAGCUGUCUCUUUUGUACUUAUGUAGAUAGUACAGUCAAUCAAGGCAUCGCUUUCUUAAGAGGCACCCACAACGUGAAAAGAAUUGCAUUUAAAAGCAACUUUACUAUUUAUAAACAAAGUUGGACUGUGAGAUGAAAAGUAUCAAUACUAGAACGAGUCCUAUGCCAAGCAUUAAGUCUUCAAACGAAUCUACGGGACUCUAUAAAACAUAAACGUAUUGUCAGGGCCUGCGCAUGCUAAAAUCCGGCAUUGUAAAUAAUAAGUAAUUGAAGUUAUCAUAAUGUCAUAGCAAUAAGUCACAUGAUAUGUUCAGGUUUUGAGUAUAAAAUCACAAGCUAGUCAACAUAUGACCAUAGAAAGUGUAGAGAUCUGACUGGAAUUGUUAAAGUGCUACAUUUAAAAACGCGGCUAUAUGUUUGCAUAUUUCAACAUUAAAUGUUCAGUUAUUUGAAUGGUAAGACCUGACAUAUUUUUUUAAAUUUCUGUCCUCUAUAAUAUGUGACUACGUGACUAGCAAUGACACUGUCUUGGUGUGUUUUUUUUCCUUCACUCAGAAUAGUUGAAUCAAAUAUUUUUCUAAAUACUUUUAAAUCUUAACACCUUUCAUCUGACUAAAUGCUAGUAGGAUGUGCCUCAAGAACGUAUGGAUCUUUUGGUCUGUUUGAAAACAUGACAGGUCUGAGACAAUCACAAAUUCUAGACCUUAAUGGUGACAUGUAUGCACUACGCAAAACAGCAGGGUAUCUGUCCAGGACUUUUGCAAGAGAGGAUUUGAACCUCUCAAGCCCUCACUCAGAUGGAGUUUGAUGAUGAUGAUGGUGAAAAUGUGAACUUGUUUGAAAAUAAAUUGGUCUCCGCAUGUGAUGAAGAAAGAGAAACGAAAGGUAGAGAUUUGAAUGCCAAAACGUUUCCGCUGCUUCAACAUUCAGUGAGUUUGUAAACGAUAAAUCAAUGCUCGAGAAAUGUUUCGCUGUUAUUUCAAUGUAGGCUUCAAUAUAAUUUUAUACGGUUUAAAAAUCUUUUUUAAAUGAACUGUAUUGAUAGUAUUUAAAUCUUUGGGUAUUUUAGUCAUUAGAUUUUUGCUAUCAGUAGAUUGAAAUGUACAUACUCUAAGCAGGACGUAAUUAGUAGAUUGCAAGUGCAUGGCUAAAUGUGGUAAGGGUGGAAUCUGAGGCGUAGUGAGGGGGGCACGAUGCCACCCUCAGGGGGCGCCACAUGCAGAUAGGCGCCAAAAAAAAUAUUGUAGAUAUUUUAGUUAGGUAAUGCAUUCUAAGAUUAUUUGUAUAAUAUUAUUAUUAAAUACUUUGUAUUUAUAAGCCUAUAUUUCUAUGUGCUGUUCAUGGAAACUGGGGGGUGGGGGCGCUAAUAAAGUACCUUGCCCCGGGCGCAGGUUUUGAUCGCUACGCCUCUGGGUAGAAUAUAGUUGGAUACUAAAUUAAAAGCAAAGAUGUGGAUAGGAAGAUCUAUCUGUAUGUUAACAUUUUUUGUUAUGUGUUUGUUAAUUUCACUUUUUCUCCACAAACUAAUUGAUCAGACUUAGUGGCAAUGAGUUGGAAUUGAUUGAUUAAUUAGUUUUUUUUUAUCAGGUUUAUAUUAUGAUUAUGUUUCUAUGUGGUUUUGUUAUAUUACAAUACUACAGCAUGUUCAGUAGAAAGACAGAGUCCCUCUUUCAGUACAACAUCUAAUGAGCGUUUUAAUUUAUAUUUAACUUUUGGUUUGUUAAUUCAUGCACUGGAAACAUUUACAGUUUUUGUUUUAAUUAGAAAACUCAUAAAAAUGAUAAUGAUAGAACCACAGACAUAUAUAUAUAUAUAAGUCUAUAGAUAGAACCAUAGAUGGAUUGGGUCGACUUCCCUUAGAACUUGAAAAAGAGUUACGUACAUAAAAAUCUAUAUAUAUAGGUCUGUCAAUCGAUCAAUCGCGGAUAAGAAUUUGUUUCCGGUUCUAAAUGUAAAAUAUAAAUCUAUGGAUAGAACCACAACUUGAAAUCGUAAAACUUAAAAGAAACAAAAAAAAAAAUAAAAAUAUAAUACUUUAAAAAAAAAAUACCUCCUUUAUGCAACUUAUUGUGCGAUUGUUUUGUUUUUUUUUCUUAAAAAUUAAUGAAUGUUAUAUUUAAAAACAUUUUUACCCCCCCCCCUUUUUUUUUCACUUUUCUCCCCAAGAAAGAAUCCUGAUUAAGCGAAUUUAUAUCUCUGGUACACAAUUUAAUAUUCCAUUUAUAUAAGCAUUUAGAUCUAGAAUAACAAGACAAUACGAAACAUUUUUGUGAACAUUAAUUUAUUAAACUCUUGAAUCAUUAAAGCAUUUGGAAAUUCCCAAACGCGAUUGUCCUUUCAAAACCGAUCUUGGAUCUAGAUUUAGAUUUAGUCUCUAGCCAAAUUUAGAUUUAUUUAUUUUUACUUUGAAAAAAUAAAUUUAAAACGGUCAAACCAGUUUUCCCUCCAUGUGGCCAACGAGCUUGUCAUUCUUUUCUCAGUGAUAUACAUCAAAUGUUAAAUUCAUAGGAAAAUCGUUAGAGCCGUUUUUGAGAUCGGCGUCCACCCUCCAUGAAGGAGAGACUUGAAUAGAGGUAGUGUGAUAAAUAACAAUAAAAGCAAUGAAAUAAGAGGCGUCGAUGGCAUCUCUCUCUAAAAAUGUUGCAAGUAGUCCCAACCAUUCCUCAGCCUCUUUGCCCCUAUAUGUACAUUUAUGGUGAAGCUGAAGAAGCGAGUUUGUUUUGAGAUGAAACUCCGGGGUCAAGGAGGAGCCCCAUCCUCUUUCGUAUUAACACAAAAAUGGCUGUGGAGUUCAAGCUUCGCUUUCCAAUCCGUAUAUAAACAUGACUUGGGCAGGUCGGUCCUUCAAAUGCAAUGUCUGGAUUCGUUCUUAAGUUUCCUUAACAUUUUUUUCGUUUUUUUUUUGCUAUCGACUUUCCUCUUAGCCUCGUAUCCCAUGACACCAACCCUGCCACGUAGAGUCUGUUCUGUGUCCACGCCAAACUACCUGCAGAAUGUUAGUAAUGCAAUAAAACAAAAAACUUGUUGGAUCUGUAUAGUGUUGGUAUACAAUGUCAGGUUUCGUAUCUUGCAAAGUGCAACAAUGUCUUAAGAUGACGUAUUGAAUCAUUUGAACCAUUUUUUAGCUGCAUUGAUGAAAUAAAUACUUUGUACAAUUAUUUCAAGACA
Biomphalaria glabrata is the source of this 6898-nucleotide messenger RNA. Its product is annotated as neuronal acetylcholine receptor subunit alpha-10-like. Bases 831 to 2387 code for a protein of 518 amino acids. Gene Ontology annotation, cellular component: neuron projection; postsynaptic membrane; synapse. Gene Ontology annotation, molecular function: acetylcholine-gated monoatomic cation-selective channel activity; transmembrane signaling receptor activity. The record is from RefSeq and is a predicted model, not a curated record. Gene Ontology annotation, biological process: regulation of membrane potential; signal transduction; nervous system process. The transcript has 11 exons. NCBI's taxonomy places the organism in Eukaryota, Metazoa, Mollusca, Gastropoda, Planorbidae.